CAAAAGUUCAUCAUGAACAUGGAAAAGAAUUUUGCACAUGCGUGUGAAAGCUUUUGCAGUUUAAUGGAGGAUGAUAUUUUCAUCGGAUGUGUAGAUUAUUCUGCCAUGUUGGGUAAUUCUCCUGAUUUUCAUAGGGAGGGUUUAGUUAUUACAGAUCGUCUUUGGACUGGUAAUGACUUUACUGAUGGGGCGCAGCAGCUGCCUGAACAAUAUCAUAUUGACGAGGUGUACCAUCAAGUCAUGGACAUUCCACAAACUUCAACCUCCUCUCUGCAUUACGAAUUGCUUGGUAAUAAUCUUGAUCCCCAUUGUAAAUCAAAACUAAAUAGUGCAUUCAGGAAUUACAGGAAAGAGUCCACAAAGGAAGUCCAAUUGUAUUUGGUACCUGCAGUGGGACAGAAAUCAGUAAAGAGAUGCUUCGAUUUUCUAAGGAGGACGUAUAAAAAUAGCAGAGACAAGUCAAGUUGGGAAGCAAAUGAUGGGUUGGUAGAGGAAUCAUAUGCGUUUACACAUAAGCUUGCUGAACGCAACAGGAGAACUAAACUCACUCAGCAGUUUUUGGCUUUACGCUCCCUUGUUCCUCACAAUUCCAAGAAAGUUGAUAAAAGUUCCACACUAUCAAAUGCUAUUAUGGAGCUUAAUCGACAAAAACUUCGCAUACAGGAGCUUGAGCAACAGAAUCAAAGCCUAACCAAUGCAGUUAGAGAGAAUUCUAUGAGUGAAGCUUGUAGUAGCUUAUCUUAUGGCUGCGCAGCAAAUUCUAGAAGAGAUGCUUUUAUGCAUUGUAUUUGUGAAGAAGUUGAUGUACUUGUUGAGAAAACCAGCAUUCCAGAUGAAGCGAUCAUCGAAGUAACCCUGAAAAAAGUAGCAUCGAAUUGUCCUCACAUGGACGCCAUUGCUACAGUGGAUAAGUGCUUGAGAAAAAUGGAAUUGAAGGUAGUGAGAAUACAAUGGAGGGAGUUAGGCUCAGCAAACCAACUAAUUGAGGGGACAAUCCGCAGGAAAGCAAAGGGAGAACGAUGGGAGUCGAGACAGAUUAAGUCAGCGGUGAAACAUGCUCUUACUGGGAGUUAAGAGUUCUUACAUAACUACAGAAACGGUGUUUAUGAGCCAGUAAAAGUCUGAGUUUUUGAGAAAAGGCACAUUCAAGAUUUUGCGUGUCUUGAAGCAGUUUUGUACAAAAAAGAUAUUUUAAUAAAAAAUCUCUUUAAUUA
Molecule: messenger RNA, 1214 nt
Organism: Cryptomeria japonica (Japanese cedar)
Lineage: Eukaryota; Viridiplantae; Streptophyta; Pinopsida; Cupressales; Cupressaceae
Exons: 3
Coding region: 13-1074 (353 amino acids)
Molecular function (GO): protein dimerization activity
Source: RefSeq, a predicted model, not a curated record